Molecule: messenger RNA, 156 nt
Organism: Fonsecaea erecta
Lineage: Eukaryota; Fungi; Ascomycota; Eurotiomycetes; Chaetothyriales; Herpotrichiellaceae
Exons: 2
Coding region: 1-156 (51 amino acids)
Source: RefSeq, a predicted model, not a curated record
AUGGCGCUUCAGGAAGUCGCACAGAUGUCGCGCCGACUGGUGGCGGGCAAUUCAGAGCUCGAAGGUGGUCAAUUCCCUUGUAUGACGGUGCCUUCGACUCAGCAUGCACGGCUUGUAGCAAGAGAUUCUCCAGGAGGCCAGUCCAGGCUGCGGUGA